This is a messenger RNA of Sodiomyces alkalinus F11, 1146 nucleotides long. RefSeq lists its product as hypothetical. NCBI's taxonomy places the organism in Eukaryota, Fungi, Ascomycota, Sordariomycetes, Glomerellales, Plectosphaerellaceae. The transcript is spliced from 2 exons. Gene Ontology annotation, cellular component: cell periphery; fungal-type vacuole. Gene Ontology annotation, biological process: positive regulation of catalytic activity. The record is from RefSeq and is a predicted model, not a curated record. Bases 1 to 1146 code for a protein of 381 amino acids.
AUGGACGACCCCCCUGGCGAGGACCUCCCCCCAAUCUCGAGCCCUCGCACACAGAGUCAUCGUGCCUCCGUUGGCGCGGCGAGCCAUUCGACAACAUUUGAGAACCACCAAUCUCCUCGCCAACGAGUACCUCGUUCUCUGCCUCCGUGGAUCGACUCGUUCGAAUCGGAGAAUGGAUUAAGUACGGAAGAGCAGCUUCGACUGUUGAACCUGCCUAGUCGGGCCCACGCCGCGCAACAUAACUACGGCCCGAGCGAUACGGAACGAAGGGUAUCUCGAGAUGGCUUCGUCGACAUUGGCCUAGAUCCGGUCCCAAGUCAUGGCACCACCUCACAGCGGAGACGGUUGACCGUGCAACAAUUGCUUAGAGGAAGGAGGGGGCAGCAGGGACGGAAAUGGGACCACCUGCGCACCGCCGAACCGGUUAUUGUGCCGGCCCACUUCUUUCAGAACCAAGACCCCGCGCUGGCCUGGCGGAGCUACCUCCAGUCGUCGGUCUACGGGCGGAUGGAAGGGGAGGAGUCGGAGGUGGUCGACCCGGAGUUUCUAGACGAACUACAGCCCGAUUUUAGCCGGCCGUUCGAUAAGCCUCUCUACCCGCACGAACAGCCACACGCGCACGGAGCAAACGACCGGCGGCGGCGGCGGCGGACGUUUUGGGAACGAGCCUGGCGCGCCAUCCUACGACACCCGCUCGUUCCGUUGAUGUUCCGGCUCAUCGUGCUGGUGAGCUCGAUGAGCUCGUUGGCCGUCGCAGCGCGCAUCUACAUGCAUGAGGACCGGCAGGACCGCAGCAGCGCCGAACGUACGCAGAGCGUCGUGGCCAUCGUGGUGGACACCGUGGCCGUCCCCUACAUCGGCUACAUGCUGUGGGACGAGUACACGGGCAAGCCGCUGGGCUUACGAGCGGCAACGCAGAAAAUCGCCCUGAUCCUUCUGGAUCUCUUCUUCAUCAUAUUCAAGUCGGCGAGCACGGCCCUUGCUUUCGAGUCGCUCGUGUAUCACAUGGACCGACAAGUGGCGGCCAUCACAGCCCUCUCGAGGGCGUUAACGUCCAUGAUGGUCGUGGGCCUGGUGGCAUGGACCAUGAACUUUAUGGUCAACAUCUUCCGGACGGUGGCGAGACUAGGACCGGGUGAAGGAUAG